AUGAAGCAGCCACACAGUGCCAGGACUGAGGAAAGCUUCUUUGCGCCGAAGUUGCCUGGGCAGGCAGACGACAAGCGCAACUUUAGUAGGACAUGGUCAAAGGAUCGGAAACGGUUGCAGGGUUCGAGGAAGCAGCUACCCAAGCUGAAAGGCUUGGAUGCCUCCACUGGCACGAUUGCGAGUCAGUCAACUUCCUCCUUGCCCGGCACCGCCCGGAGCCGAAGCACAGGUUCCAGAGGAUUCGAGGAGCGGCCUGCGAAACCUUCGCCAAAGGCGGGCAGCAGGCAGCCUAGCCGUGAGCCGUCGGCACCGCACGGCCGACCGCCCAAGGAGCCCAGCAAGGCCACAGAGAAGGUUCCCAAACGGCUCCCUCCGAAACCGGAGGCGCCCCGCAGCGAGAAGCCACACAGUGCUGAUGAGGCGCGAGUUGAGCGAGCUGAGCGUUCGGAGCAGCGGAAGCCCAGGCCGAAGCCCAACCAGGCCAGCACAGCGUCCCUGGCGUCGCUCUCCUCCGCCCUGUCGGGUGCCGGGGAUGACUCGGAGCCGGAGCGCGAGGCUUCGCUAGUCUCCGUGUCCUCCAGAGGCCCAGCUGUUCACGGGGGCUACGCCCCUGAAAGCCCCACAAGCUCAGCGAACCUGGCCAGCAUGAGUCAAGCUGCUCCAGAGAGCCCGCGGGCUGCAAAGCCUCCACCGCCUCCGCCGAUUGACUCAGCCGAAACCACGGAAAACAAGCGGAAGAUGCGAGAUGUGCUUCACCGUCGGCUGCGGUCUAUACGAGAGAAGGUUCAGAAGCAACGGGCCGGCCUUGAUGCUCAAAAGAAAUAUGAGCACCUGCCCGGGAAGGAGCGCGAGGCAGUGGAAAGGGCAUUCUUCCACUACGAUGCCGACCUAUCUGGGUAUCUCGAGUAUGACGAGAUCGCACCCGCUCUUCGAGAGUUGGGACUUUCUGGAUCCAACGCGAUCGAGAAGAGG
Messenger RNA from Symbiodinium pilosum, 972 nucleotides. Lineage: Eukaryota; Dinophyceae; Suessiales; Symbiodiniaceae. The record is from the annotation of a GenBank genome assembly.